Molecule: messenger RNA, 6914 nt
Organism: Bubalus bubalis (water buffalo)
Lineage: Eukaryota; Metazoa; Chordata; Mammalia; Artiodactyla; Bovidae
Gene: PLA2R1
Product: phospholipase A2 receptor 1
Exons: 29
Coding region: 694-5052 (1452 amino acids)
Cellular component (GO): plasma membrane; signaling receptor complex
Molecular function (GO): signaling receptor activity
Source: RefSeq, a predicted model, not a curated record
UGGAAGGGGGAGGUACUCUGUAAAGGGGAAAGGAGCUCAGCAAGGGAAGAAGCUUCAGGAUUCUCUGGAGUGAGUAGGGCGGGGACCCUGGCGCACCCCCAGGGACCUCUGCGCUCCACAUUCCAGGGGAGAGGGAGUCCAGAGCGUUCCCAGUGCGCCUGGGUCCUCGGAGCAGCUCGGUUUCCUCUAAGCUGCCUGCCGCCAAACCCGCAGUGUUUACCAGAACCCGGGUGGUGUACAAACCCAAAUGUCAGACUUCCUGUCCCAGAGAUUUUCAACUCGCUCACCCCCAGCUCCUAUUCGGCCUCCCCCAGGAAGGAGAGGGAAGGCUGGAAGCAGGAGGAGCUAGCCCGGGGCAGCCUCCCCCCUCCCUCUCCACCCCAAAGGCAGGAAUUUCUGGGACGGGCAGAUUGUGCCCCCCCUCUUCCUCCUCCCGCUCCAAGCCGCAAAGGGAGAACCUCCACGACUUUUCCGUCUUCCAGCCAGAGUCCCCCCACCGUGGCGACAGGGGUGACUGACGAAGUGGGUCUCGGGGACGCAGGGGUGGCGAGGCCCCCGGGGAGGGGUGGAGCGCGGAGGAGGCUGCGGUCCUGCCCUCCGCCACCCCACCCACCGCAGGGCUGGGCGCUGGGGCUGCGGCGCUGGCCCCCCUCGGGCGCUACACCCGGGGACCGGCGGGCCAAGUGGUUAGCGAUGCCGCUGCUGUCCCUGUCGCUGCUCCUGCUGCUGCUGCAGGUACCGACGGGCUCCGCCGAGACCGCGGCGUGGGCAGUCACCCCCGAGCGGCUCCGCGAGUGGCAAGAUAAAGGAAUCUUCAUUAUCCAAAGUGAGAACCUCGAGAAAUGUAUUCAAGCCAGCAAAUCUACACUGACCCUGGAGAACUGCAAACCACCCAACAAGUACAUGCUGUGGAAGUGGGUUUCAAACCACCGCCUAUUUAACAUCGGAGGCAGUGGCUGCCUGGGCCUGAACGUGUCUAGUCCAGAGCAGCCGCUGAGCAUAUACGAGUGCGAUUCCACCCACGUUUCCUUGAAGUGGCACUGUAACAAGAAGACGAUCACAGGCCCACUCCAGUACCUGGUCCAGGUGAAGCAGGACAACACGCUUGUGGCCUCAAGGAAAUAUCUCCAUAAGUGGGUUUCCUAUAUGUCCGGUGGUGGAGGCAUUUGUGACUAUCUGCACAAAGAUUUGUACACAAUCAAAGGGAAUGCCCACGGGACUCCGUGCAUGUUCCCCUUCCAGUACAAUCAGCAGUGGCGGCACGAAUGUACCCGGGAAGGACGGGAAGACAACUUACUGUGGUGUGCCACUACCAGCCGAUACGAAAGAGACGAGAAGUGGGGAUUUUGCCCAGAUCCUACAUCCACAGAGGUGGGCUGCGAUGCAGUCUGGGAGAAGGAUCUCCAUUCACGCAUUUGCUACCAAUUCAAUCUGCUUUCCUCCCUGUCCUGGAGCGAGGCUCAUUCUUCAUGCCAGAUGCAAGGAGGUGCUUUAUUAAGUAUUGCAGAUGAGACUGAAGAAAAUUUCGUAAGGAAGCACUUGGGCAGUGAAGCAGUGGAAGUAUGGAUGGGUCUGAACCAGCUGGAUGAAGAUGCUGGUUGGCAGUGGUCUGAUAGAACACCACUCAACUAUCUGAACUGGAACCCAGAAAUAAAUUUUGAGCCAUUUGUUGAAUUUCACUGUGGAACAUUUAAUGCAUUUAUGCCAAAGGCCUGGAAAAGUCGGGAUUGUGAGUCUACCUUGCCCUACGUGUGUAAAAAAUAUCUAAAUCCCACUGAUCAUGGAGUAGUUGAAAAUGAUGCUUGGAAAUACUAUGCUACCCACUGUGAGCCUGGCUGGAAUCCCCACAAUCGUAAUUGCUAUAAACUGCAGAAAGAAAAAAAGACCUGGAAUGAGGCUUUGCAGUCUUGCCAGUCCAACAACAGUGUAUUAACAGACAUAACUUCGUUAGCAGAAGUGGAAUUUCUUGUAACCCUCCUUGGAGAUGAAAAUGCAUCAGAAACAUGGAUUGGUUUGAGCAGCCAUAAAAUUCCAGUUUCCUUCGAGUGGUCUAAUGGCUCCUCGGUCACCUUUACUAACUGGCACACACUUGAGCCCCACAUUUUUCCAAAUAGAAGCCAGUUGUGUGUCUCAGCAGAGCAAUCUGAGGGACACUGGAAAGUUAAAAAUUGCGAAGAAACACUUUUUUACCUUUGUAAGAAAACAGGCCUUGUCCUUUCUGACACUGAAUCAGGCUGUCAAAAGGGAUGGGAGAGACAUGGUAAAUUCUGUUACAAAAUUGACACCGUCCUUCGAAGCUUUGACCAUGCCUCCAGUGGUUACUACUGUCCUCCUGCGCUUAUAACCAUUACAAGCAGGUUUGAACAGGCUUUUAUUACCAGUUUGAUCAGUAGUGUGGUGAAAACGAAGGACACUUAUUUUUGGAUCGCUCUUCAAGAUCAAAAUAAUACAGGAGAAUACACUUGGAAGACGGCAGGGCAGCAGUUGGAGCCGGUGAAGUACACACACUGGAACACACGUCAGCCCCGCUACAGUGGUGGCUGUGUUGCCAUGCGAGGGGGGAGUCACCCUGGCCGCUGGGAAGUGAAGGACUGUAGGCACUUUAAGGCGAUGUCCCUGUGCAAGCAACCAGUGGAAAAUCGGGAGAAAACCAAGCAAGAAGAGGGAUGGCCCUUUCACCCCUGCUAUUUGGACUGGGAGUCAGAGCCUGGCCUGGCCAGUUGCUUCAAGGUAUUUCAUAGUGAAAAAGUCCUGAUGAAAAGAACAUGGAGAGAAGCUGAAGAAUUUUGUGAAGAAUUUGGAGCUCAUCUUGCAAGCUUUGCCCAUAUUGAGGAAGAGAAUUUUGUGAAUGAGCUUUUACAUUCAAAAUUUAAUCGGACAGAAGAAAGGCAGUUCUGGAUUGGAUUUAAUAAAAGAAACCCACUGAAUGCUGGUUCUUGGGAAUGGUCUGAUGGAACUCCUGUUGUCUCUUCAUUUUUAGACAAUUCUUAUUUUGGAGAAGAUGCAAGAAAUUGUGCUGUUUAUAAGGCAAAUAAAACGUUGCUACCCUCAUACUGUGGUUCCAAACGUGAAUGGAUAUGCAAAAUUCCAAGAGAUGUGAGACCCAAGGUUCCACCCUGGUAUCAGUAUGAUGCACCCUGGCUCUUUUAUCAGGAUGCAGAGUACCUUUUUCAUAUUUCUGCUUCGGAAUGGUCCUCCUUUGAGUUUGUCUGUGGCUGGCUGCGCAGUGAUAUUCUCACUAUUCAUUCUGCACAUGAACAAGAAUUCAUCCACAGCAAAAUAAGAGCGCUAUCAAAGUAUGGUGUAAAUUGGUGGAUUGGACUUCGAGAAGAAAGAGCCAAUGAUGAAUUUCGUUGGAGAGAUGGAUCACCAGUAAUAUAUCAGAACUGGGACAAAGGAAAAGAAAGAUCUAUGGGCCUUAAUGAGAGCCAGAGGUGUGGCUUCAUUUCAUCCAUAACAGGUCUCUGGGCGAGUGAAGAGUGUUCAAUUUCUAUGCCUAGCAUCUGUAAGCGAAAAAAGGUUUGGGUCAUAGAAAAAAAGAAAGAUAUUCCAAAACAACAUGGAACAUGUCCCAAAGGAUGGUUAUAUUUUGACUAUAAGUGCCUUUUGCUGAAAAUCCCUGAAGGCCCAAGUGACUGGAAGAACUGGACAUCUGCUCAAGAUUUUUGUGUUGAAGAAGGGGGGACACUGGUUGCCAUUGAAAAUGAGGUGGAACAAGCUUUCAUUACCAUGAAUCUUUUUGGCCAUACGACUAAUGUGUGGAUAGGGUUACAAGAUGAUGAUUAUGAAAAAUGGCUAAAUGGAAGGCCUGUGUCAUAUUCUAAUUGGUCUCCAUUUGAUACAAUAAAUAUUCCAAAUCACAACACCACUGAAGUUCAAAAACGCAUUCCUCUCUGUGGCUUGCUGUCAAAUAAUCCUAAUUUUCAUUUCACUGGAAAAUGGUAUUUUGAAGACUGUAGAGAAGGUUAUGGGUUUGUUUGUGAAAAAAUGCAGGAUGCUUCUGGACACAGUAUAAAUACAUCUGAUAUGUAUCCAAUCCCUAAUACCUUAGAAUAUGGAAACAGAACUUACAAAAUAAUUAAUGCAAAUAUGACUUGGUAUACAGCACUAAAAACCUGCCUGAUGCAUGGAGCAGAACUGGCCAGCAUUACAGACCAGUACCACCAGUCUUUCCUCACUGUUAUCCUUAACCGGGUGGGAUACGCCCACUGGAUUGGACUGUUCACUGAAGAUAAUGGUCUUAGUUUUGACUGGUCAGAUGGCACCAAAUCCUCCUUCACUUUUUGGAAAGACGAUGAAUCAUCCUUCCUUGGUGACUGUGUUUUUGCUGACACCAGUGGACGCUGGAGUAGCAAAGCCUGCGAGUCGUAUCUGCAAGGAGCCAUUUGUCAAGUGCCCACUGAAACAAGACUGUCUGGACACCUAGAGUUGUGCUCAGAAACAUCAAUUCCCUGGAUAAAAUUCAAAAGUAAUUGCUACAGUUUUUCUACAGUCCUAGAGAGUACAAGUUUUGAGGCUGCUCAUGAAUUUUGCAAAAAGAAAGGCUCUAAUCUUUUAACAAUCAAAGAUGAAGCUGAAAACUCUUUUCUUCUAGAAGAGCUUUUAGCUUUCCGUUCUUCAGUCCAGAUGAUUUGGCUGAAUGCUCAGUUUGAUGGUGACAAUGAAACCAUAAAGUGGUUUGAUGGAACUCCCACAGAUCAAUCAAACUGGGGUAUUCGGAAGCCAGAGGUGGACCACUUCAAACCCCAUCUGUGUGUUGCCCUGAGGAUUCCUGAAGGAGUGUGGCAAUUAUCCUCAUGUCAAGACAAAAAGGGAUUUAUAUGUAAAAUGGAAGCAGGACCGAGUCACAGCAUCAUGCCUCUUACAGUUGUGCUGACCCUGCUAGUAAUUCUGGCAGUUUCCACGCUUUCCUUCUGCAUGUACAAGCACAGUCACAUUAUCUUCGGGAGACUUUCUCAGUUUAGAAAUCCUUACUAUCCUUCAGCCAACUUUAGUACAGUACAUUUAGAAGAAAAUAUUCUCAUUUCUGAUCUUGAGAAGAAUGACCAAUAAUAACGAAGUGAGAGAACAUCACGGCGGUGAGAAUGAGCAAAGAAGAGUCUUUCCCUUCACAGACCAGAUGCCACUAUAAUGUCAACUGUGUCACCAUCUUCGUUAUUCUUAAAAUGAUGACUGGUUUUGAAUUGUAACCAAAUCAGAUAGGUGUUCAUUUAUUUAUUUCCUCAAACUGUGAUCUAUUCUUAAAAGGGGGAAAUUUUACAGUGCUUGUUAUUCAGAAAACAAGAACUAUUAAAAGAAACUCCCAAAUGAGACCCCUCAAACCAACAUGAAUAAUGGUUUUUGCAUUAAUAUGCUUUUACCAAAAAUUCUGGGGAAUUUUUAAACUAAUUUGAUAUCUAUUCAGAUGUUUACUAAUACCCAUUCCAUGAAAAGAGAGCGGGGUGGGAAGCAGAACAAAUUUUAAAGUCCUACACUCAUAGAAGAGAGGAAAGAGAAAAGGCUUCUGAGAGGAUUCUUGUUUGGUUUUUAUUCAAUCAGUUUAACAGCAGGGUUUGCAAAACACUAAUAUCUCAGCUUAAUACUCACAGGUUCUGGACUCUAUACUAAUAUUUAGGCUGACAUUCAUUUUUAUUAGUUCUGUCUUCUCAAACUAAAGGAAAAGAAAAAUAACCUUUCUUUAAAUAGUAAAGAUCUUUUAGCAGUACCCUUUCAAAAGCAACCAUGCAAUGUGACCUAAAAUCAUCAAUUACUAAAUGAUAACAAACUUAGUUUUAAAAAAAACCUUAUAGAUAAGCUCAAAGGAAUAUAUUGAGAUCUUAAUACUGUUAAAAUUUAUGAGCUUCAUUUAAGACUAAAGAUAUAAAGUGUAUACCACUCCUAACAACCAAAAGAUAUAAAAUGUAACUUGAAUUUAAAGGCAAAAAGUUAAAGAUCUGAAUUACAGUUUCAUUAGAAUUAGACUACAGAAUGUGAUGAGAAGUACUAAAAAAUUACUCUCCAGAGUAAUCUAGAUAACCUUUGCUAUAUAGAGUUUAUUUAGUAAAUUAUGGUUUGGGGGAACCAUCUCCAUUUGCAUUGGACUAGUUAGUCUGGGUAGUAAAAAAUAAAAGCAUGAUACUAAUCCAUAAAUUAAAAAUCACAGACAUGGUCUUCCUUCAUUCAUUUUUUAUAAACAAAAAAGACUUCAUAAUCAAUAUUCAAAACUUUACUCAUUACAUAAAUGUUUAUCAAGUUCCUGUUAAGAACCAAGAGCCAUUUUAGAAACUGGAGGUACUGGGGUUAGCACUUAGUUUCUAAUAAAGGAAAACCAACAGUAAAGCAGUCAAGAAACGUAUAAGAAUAAAAUAGCAGGUGGGUAUGAAGACUAAGUAAGGGCCUACAAUAGAGAGAAACUGGGAGAGUCUCCCUAGCGUGUGCAUUUUCAUUAUUACAACCAGCUUCCUCAAAACUGGUGGCAGUCACAGGAUGAAGCUUAGAGAAAGUAGGAAUAAGCCCCUACGUGGAAAACUAUCAUCAUCAGAAACACAAUUUGAAAAAUGUGUCCUAAGAAUGAAGUCUUUGUGGCCUGAAACAGUUAAUACAGAGUCUAAAAGCAGCUGUUUGCUACUGCUGUGUCAUUACACACUGAGACAAUCUACUUCAUAAUUUUGUUUGUUCAGGGACUAUUUUUUAUUUUAAGAUAUUACAUUAUGUGGCAGUUGUAUGUUUAUGACUCAAAAGAAGAACUGGCCUGGACUAACCAGAUGUUUAGCCCAAUUUAAUAAUCUGUCAGGUGAAAUUAAAGUUCUGUUCUUGUCAGUUGUCUUGCUAAAAAGUGCUAAUCAAUUAUCCUUCCAGUCAAGGUAUAUUGAAGUGAAUAGUCAGUCACACAUAAAAAUUUGACAAAGUAUGUCAUUAGUAAAGUGAUUUUUCAG